CAAAUGAAGAAUCUGAAGGAAACAGGGUUAAUAGAGAGAAUUAAUUCAUUUAUUUAUUUUUGGUCUGCCUAUCUACUGUUCCACACUCCCGUCCGGUAGGUGCCGAUAAUAAACUGAAAGUUGGUUUACGAACCGCCAUUAAAACUUGAAGAGGAGGAAGAAGGAAAAGAAGAAGCUAGCUGACUUUGCUCUGUUGUCGCUGGCUGAGGACCAUCAGACGAACAAGGCUGUACAAAACUAUGUGAAAGACGCCAGCCAUUCGUUUGCAGAGGAGAAGGAAACAUGAGAUGAUUAAUCAGAAACAUGCCAGAUAUAAAGCUGUUGACAGCGAGUGGACUGGCAGCUGACUUGUCUGUAGUUGGUUAGCUUAGCGUAGCAUUUUGUGAACGUGUUUACAGUUAGCUAGCUCUCCGGCUAGCUAAUGAAGCUGGCAGUAUGGACCUCGGAAUAAUGUUGUACAACAAUUUGAAAGAUGUUACAUGGAGCACGACAUCUCUGCCAUUAGACCAACUUGUGGGCGCAUACAGGUUGCCGCAAAUCGUGAAGCUGGAUAACGGCGAGCUGGUUGAAGGGCUUCGAGACAAUGACUACCUCUUGGUUCAUUCCUGCCGGCAGUGGACAACCAUCACAGCUCACAGUCUGGAGGAGGGACACUAUGUCAUUGGGCCCAAAAUUGAGAUUCCGGUGCAUUAUGAAGGUCAGUUUAAGUUGCUGGAGCAGGACAGAGAUGUCAAGGAGCCAGUGCAGUACUUCAACAGCGUGGAGGAGGUGGCCAAAGCAUUUCCUGAAAGGGUGUAUGUCAUGGAAGAAAUCACUUUCAAUGUGAAGAUUGCUUCAGGGGAAUGCAAUGAAGACACUGAAGUUUACAAUAUCACACUAAGCACUGGUGAUGAGCUUACAUUAAUGGGCCAGGCCGAGAUCCUCUAUGCCAAGACUGCUAAGGAGAAGUCCAGAUUCAACACUAUUUUCAAAAAGAUUGGAAAGCUGAAUUCCAUCAGCAAGAUUGGCCGAGGAAAGAUGCCCUGCUUGAUUUGCAUGAAUCAUCGCACUAAUGAGAGCAUCAGCCUGCCCUUCCAGUGUAAAGGUAGGUUCAGCACCUGCAGUCCACUGGAGCUUCAAAUGCAGGAUGGUGAGCAUACUAUUAGAAACAUUGUGGAGAAAACCCGGCUGCCAGUCAAUGUCAUUGUACCCAGCAGCCCACCCCGCAACCAGCACGACCUCCACCUUAUCCGGGAAGGUCACCGUUACAAAUUUGUCAACAUUCAAACCAAGACGGUGGUGGUUUGCUGCAUUUUGCGGAGCAACAAAAUUAUCCCAAUUCAUUUUCCUCUACAUAUGGCCAUGCCUAGGUUUAUUAUUCCAGAGGGACUCCUGCAAGGAGAGCUGUGGCUAGACACAAUGGUGCAUCGCUGGUUCACUUUCUGUCAGGAGCAGUUUGACAUUGAUGACUAUUCUCGUGCCGUCAGGGAUGUGCGCACAGACUGGAAUGAUGAUGGGAAAAGUCCUAACAAAAGCAGCGGGAAUGGCAGUUGUGGUGGGAGCAGUGGAGGCAGCAGCAGUUCUAAUGGGUGUCCCACCCACAUGCAGGUCCCCAGCUCAUUGACCUAUGCCCGGGAUGAACUCACCCAGUCCUUCCACCGACUGUCUGUGUGUGUGUAUGGCAACAACCUGCAUGGCAACAGUGAGGUUAAUUUGCAGGGCUGUAUGACGCUAUGUGGAGACUGGGCCCUUCUGCCAUCAGACAGCAUUCCUACAGAAUCAGGAGACAGUGAACACUUCUUCCCUGAGCUCAUGGAUGGCUUAAACCAUCAACCACCCCUCCUAAAGUCGGAUCUUCCCUACGAGGAGCUGUGGUUGGAUCACUUGAGAGGUCAGAUCCUAAAACCCUCUCUGAACGAGGGAGCACGAGGCAUCAAUGGUUGUAGCACAACAGCAGUCCUGUCAUACCCAGUUACUUGUCCUCUUGGUCCGGUAACCACUUCUGAUAUGUCUCUGUCUCCACCACCUGUCCCACCAAAGUCUGAAGCUGUGAAGGAAGAAUGCCGCCUUCUGAAUGCACCGCCAAUUCCUCCUCGAACCUUGAAACAGAUGUCCAUGGUGCCUGUUAUUCCUAAGCCACGGCAACAAGACACUCGUUCUCCAAGUCCAACUCUUUCUUAUUAUUCUUCAGGUCUCCACAACAUUGGGGGAUGUGAGAGCGAGGCGGCAGAGCCUCAGGAUCCCAGCCAUGGUUGCUAUCCAUGUAACUGGGGUAAAGACAGCACUGCUGAACCCAGUACCGCUUCAUCUUGUGCUCGCUCACCAUCAGAUGGGAUGUCAUCCAGGCUGUCUUGGCCAAAUAACUUCAGUGGAGGAGAAUUGCAGGGCAUGGAGGACUUCCUGCCGGCCAAGUGUCAAAGUUACUACAGUUACCCCCGAAAGAGAUCGCCAGGCACACCGAAAAACUGUAUAUCCAGCCUUGUGGACUUUGAUGACCGAGAGCAUGCACAUGGUAGCAGUGACUUCAGAUUACAGAAAGCCUCUAUGAAUCAAUUUUGCACCAAGUCUUCAAGUUACACUUUAGAAAUGUAUAGAGAUAAGCCAAUAGAAGAAUGUAACACUAAACAGAGCCUUUCUUGCCCCAUCUUACCACCAAGAACCCCCAAAUCAAAUUCAGUGAAGAGGGGCACAGACCUGCUGUUAGCAUCAUGUGACAGAAAGCAAGAAAGUCCACAGCCCCUGCUAAGUCAGCAUGAACAGGGCACUAAAGAGAUAUUUUCCAUCUCUUACCCGCAGUCUCCAAACUGCCCGUCCUUUCCUCCCUCAAUACUCUGGCAACCGCCAUCCAAUCUGGCUGGUCUGUCCAUCGAGGAAGUGUCCAGAUCUCUGAGGUUCAUUGGCCUACCUGAUGACAUUGUUUCUCUUUUUGUGUCUGAGAAAAUUGAUGGGAACCUGCUGGUGCAGCUCACUGAGGAGAUUCUGUCUGAGGACUUCAAGUUAAGUAAACUGCAAGUUAAGAAACUCAUGCAGUUCAUUAAUGGUUGGAGACCUAAAAUAUAAUUUACACCGAUAAUCCUAUUGUAAAGCCGAAGGGGAAAAAAAACAAAACAAAACAUGCCUUCAAUACAUAUGCAAUGCACACCCAGCCAUAGAGUUACUUUUUUGUAUAUUUUGAAGUUGUUUCCUUGUGACUAGAUCUAGGGGGGAGGUAGAUAGGUACUGCCUCUCAUCCCACUUGAGGUCUGUGACUGUUUGGUAACCGAAUAGAAUGAUAUGGCACUUUCUGUAGACAUUUUCAUGUCAGAUUCUUCCUACUUCUUGGUGCACGGCCUUGUAGUACUUGUGUCAUCACACAAAUCCUAAUUUAGUCCCAGUCAAUUAAAAAGAAAUGGCUAAUGUGGUUAUUGUACUGACCAAAGCAGUAGAGAUAAGUUGACAGGAAAACAAAUCAUCACUAACAAGCUUGAUGAUGGCUUUGUAUGAUUUAAUUCCUAAAUGACAACAUAACCCAAUUUUUGUAUUGAGGGGAUUUUAAAGGAACACAAAGUAAAGCAGUUUAAGUGGACAAAAGUGGUUUCAGAUUCGUUGUACUCGAGGCUACUCACAUUACCUUGUUUGUACCGUGCCCAAGCACGUUUGACUGCAAAAUCUGGAUUAUUUGACUAGUGUGAUCACUUCGUACCGUGCUUGAAUACAGUACACUUCCCCCGCUCUGGCACCGUUGGAGGGGGUGUGCUCCAGUACGGUACGGGCGUUCAUGCACAAGCACAUGCACAGUCAUGUAUGCACCAAGGUAUAUUCCCAAAAAGGUUAAAGUCAGCAAGAGAGUUUUCAAAAUGUUUGUUUACCUGCAAAACUUGCAUUUCCCUGACAAAACUUAUGCAUUCUCUUAAGUCCCAUUGCCUUUAUAUAUAUUUUUUUGUUUUUGUUUUUGUGAUUAAACAUACAAUAUAGUGGGGUAUACAAUAAUUUUGCAUCAAGGACAGACAAAAGUACCUGAGGCGGAAGUAAAAAAAAAAA
Myripristis murdjan (pinecone soldierfish) is the source of this 3999-nucleotide messenger RNA. RefSeq names its product GRB2 associated, regulator of MAPK1 (gene garem1). Gene Ontology annotation, biological process: epidermal growth factor receptor signaling pathway; cellular response to epidermal growth factor stimulus. Gene Ontology annotation, molecular function: proline-rich region binding. Bases 436 to 3039 code for a protein of 867 amino acids. The transcript is spliced from 6 exons. The record is from RefSeq and is a predicted model, not a curated record. NCBI's taxonomy places the organism in Eukaryota, Metazoa, Chordata, Actinopteri, Holocentriformes, Holocentridae.